Molecule: messenger RNA, 1899 nt
Organism: Cladocopium goreaui
Lineage: Eukaryota; Dinophyceae; Suessiales; Symbiodiniaceae
Source: the annotation of a GenBank genome assembly
AUGGUCGUAUGGAUUCACGCCAGCAGAGUUGGGCACAGCGACACGAGCGGCGACUUGACGGUCAGCUCCUCUCCCUUCGACUGUGCUGCAGGAGCUUCCAACUGGCAAAACGGGUGGAGCGAUGCAAAAAAAGACUGGUGUUGUAAAAAUGCAGACAGAGGCUGUGCGAAGUCUACCACCAGCGCUCCUUACGACUGCAAUGCAGCCUGGAAUAAUUGGCAAUUCGCUUGGUCGGAGCCGAAGAAAACUUGGUGCUGCGAUACCUUCGAGAUGGGCUGUGUGUCCAGAGACGAGAAACUUGGGGCCUACGAUUGUAGUGGCACCUUAAUCGAUACGUGGUCUACGCAAAAGCGAAUGUUUUGUUGUCAGACCAAUAGUGUUGGUUGCAUAGCAGCCGGUUCAGUUCACUAUGACUGCCAGGCUGGCUUCACCAACUGGAAAAAGGGUUGGUCGCCAGACAAAAAGGCCUGGUGUUGCCAUCAUGCGAAGGCCGCCUGUCCAGAACUACCACCUUUCGGCUGCAAUUCGCAGUACGAGCACUGGCAGAAUGCCUGGUCGGUCCUCAAGCAGCAGUUCUGUUGCAAGGAGCAUGAAAGAGCUUGCCCAACCACGGUCCUCACCACCUCUGAACCAUUUAAUUGUGCUGCAGGGUUUGCCAACUGGAUCCAUGGCUGGUCAAGACUGAAGAAGGAGUGGUGUUGUGCUCAUCGGUCGAUGGGUUGCCAGAAAACUACAAUUGUGCCGUUCGAUUGCAGUGUAGGCUUCGACAACUGGCGACUCGGAUGGUCCAUUUUGAAGCAACAGUGGUGCUGUAAACAUGAGACACGUGGGUGCGUUGCCACAACAACUGUACAGCCGCUACCUUUUGAUUGCUUUCAUGGUGAGCCACAUAUCUGGCCUGGAGCAAAGCAGAGCUUCUGUUGUUCGCACUUUGACCUGGGCUGUCAUCACAAAAAGUCAGAGCUAUUUGACUGCUACUCUGGAUAUUUCAAUUGGCAUGAGCUUUGGAGUCACCGGCAGAAGUCCUAUUGCUGCCGCUAUCAUCACCGGGGUUGUGUUCCUCAGAGCACGCCAGCACCCUAUGAUUGCGACGCAGGCUUCGCGCGUUGGGAGAAAGGCUGGUCAGAGGACAAGAAGCACUGGUGCUGUUUGGAGGUGAAUCGAGGGUGUGAUCCAUUCGACUGCCAGGAGGAUGCAGAUUCGUGGCAGCGGCAGUGGUCAGCAGCGAAAAAAGCGUGGUGUUGCGAGCACUCCAUUCGGGGCUGUGAACCAACUACUUCAAAGCCCAUGUUUGACUGCGAUGCAGGCUACGAAAACUGGGAGAAGGGCUGGUCUCCGCAGAAACGCUCCUGGUGCUGCAACUCCUUCAACAGGGCUUGCGAAGAAUAUGACUGCAGCAUGGACUUCAAGACCUGGAAGACUUCUUGGACGGAGGUGAAGAAGAGCUGGUGUUGUGACCAUGCGAGAGUCGGAUGCCCUGCGACGACUACUCCGCCGCUGCACGACUGCGAUCUGAACUUUCAGCAUUGGGAGCUUGGCUGGACGGAUGAGAAGAAGCACUUCUGUUGCGGUGCGACUGGACGUGCCUGUGAUCCUUUCGACUGCUCAGAAGGGCUAGAGCAGUGGCAAACAGUGUGGGGCUUGGCGAAAAGAGCUUGGUGUUGCGAGCGCAUCCAAGUUGGUUGUCCAGCCACCACAGUGAAGCCAUACCAUUGUGAUGACGGGCGCAAUGCUGGAACUUGGGAAGCACCCAAGCGGUCCUGGUGCUGCCACCAUGAGCGUCUGGGAUGUCCUGAAGACAUCUUCGACUGCCACGCAGGUCUGAAAGACUGGCGCCAUGGAUGGUCCAAGGCAAAGAAAGAGUGGUGCUGUGAAACUCUCCACCGCGGUUGUGAGUGA